AUGGAAUGCGAUCGGUUGAUGGAUGAAGGGAACUCGCAAGAUGACCAAUGUCAUCUGCAACAGCACCAGCCACAAGUGCACAAUAAACGUGAACGUCCACAAAUUCGAUUGUCUUUGUGGCACGAUUUAACGGGUGGUUUCAAGAGUGUUUUUCACGGCGAAGUGAAGAUUUUGUUGAACGACGUUACGAUGAAACCCGAAGGAGAACAUUCUGGUCCGCAAUGGUUUGUUUUUAUAAAUUGUUCGUGA
Messenger RNA from Anisakis simplex (herring worm), 249 nucleotides. The record is from the annotation of a GenBank genome assembly. NCBI's taxonomy places the organism in Eukaryota, Metazoa, Nematoda, Chromadorea, Rhabditida, Anisakidae.